Menidia menidia (Atlantic silverside) is the source of this 4131-nucleotide messenger RNA. NCBI's taxonomy places the organism in Eukaryota, Metazoa, Chordata, Actinopteri, Atheriniformes, Atherinopsidae. The record is from the annotation of a GenBank genome assembly.
AUGGCCUCUCCCCAGCAUCAGCAGCUGCUGCCUCACAACACAGAGGUGAGCUGUGACUCUAGUGGAGAUGGAGGCGUCUCGGUAAGAAUUGGCAGCGGUGUCAAACACAAGCACGGAGGUGGGCCGCUGGGUUCAAUCGGGGGAAGCCUCAUGGGGGGCACGAAGCAUUGCAAGUACAGCAUUUCAUCAAGCUGUAGCUCCGGAGAGUCUGGACUGAGAAGGCCUGCGGCCAAGAGUUUCCGUGCUCAAAAGAAGAUGCCUCAGCUUUUUGAGAGAUCAGCCGGACAUUUUUGGGACCCAAAGUUUGACUCCUCCAUCCUGGAAGAGGCCUGUAGAGAACGGUGUUUCCCUCAGACGCAGAGGCGCUUCCGCUAUGUGCUCUUUUACCUGGUUGCUUCCAGCUUCCUCUGGGGAUUGUACUUUGCUGCCAACCCAUCGCGCUGUAACAAGGCUACCUUUCUCCUCCCCACCGCUUCCUUCCUACUUUUUUGCCUCCUCCUCUUCCUUUUAACCUUUACCAAGCUGUAUUCUCGCUACUACAACCAAGUAUCUCUGCUGCUUAUCCUUGUAACCUUCAUCUUAACCCUGGGCCCCCAGAUCCAGACAGCAGGGUUUAGGGACCCAGACACCACCACGCCUUCGAUUGAUGCAGAAGAAUUCAGUGGCAUGGAGCCUGCAUACAACCAGUCCUAUGAAAAACUUGUGGGAGCUGGCAUCCUUCCCCCCUGUCUGUCUACUGUGGGUACCUUCUCCCUCUGCAUUGAAGUUCUGCUGUUACUGUACAGUGUUCUCCAUGUCCGCCUGUAUGCCUCUGUCCUUCUAGGGUCUCUCUACUCUGUCUUCUUUGAGUGUUUAGGCUGGCUGCAUCUCACUCAGGCAGGGGAUGGCUGGAGCUUAGCUUCCGCGUCAGACUGGGACACUCUGAGCUGGUUGGGCCCAGCCAAAGCCUUGCUCCAUCUCUGCGCUCAUGCCAUCGGCAUCCACCUCUUCAUUAUGUCCGAGGUACGGUCACGCAGCACCUUUCUUAAAGUCGGUCAAGCCAUUAUGCACGGCAAGGACCUGGAAGUGGAGAAAGCUCUGAAGGAGAGGAUGAUCCACUCCGUUAUGCCCAGAAUUGUGGCCGAUGAGCUGAUGAAGCAGGGGGACGAUGAGCUUGGGGAUAAUUCUGUUAAACGUUACUCCACCAGCGGUGCAGCUGCUGCCAUCUCCAGCCCCAAAAACAACAAACGCAAGAAAACCUCCAUCCCCAGAGGACAGAUCAUUUUCAGACCUUUCAACAUGAAACGGAUGGAGCCCGUCAGUAUUCUCUUUGCGGACAUUGUGGGCUUCACCAAAAUGUCCGCCAACAAAUCUGCCCAUGCCCUUGUUGGACUUUUAAAUGACCUGUUUGGGCGUUUUGAUAGACUGUGUGAGCUCACCGGCUGUGAAAAGAUCAGCACCCUCGGAGACUGUUACUACUGUGUGGCCGGCUGUCCAGAACCCAGACCGGAUCAUGCAUAUUGCUGCGUAGAGAUGGGCCUAGGAAUGAUUCAGGCGAUUGAACAGUUCUGCCAGGAAAAGAAGGAGAUGGUGAACAUGAGGGUGGGCGUCCACACUGGGACUGUUCUGUGUGGCAUACUGGGCAUGAAGCGCUUUAAGUUUGAUGUUUGGUCAAACGAUGUCAAUCUUGCCAAUCUGAUGGAGCAGCUUGGUGUCGCUGGAAAGGUCCACCUCUCGCAGGCUACAGCCAACUUCCUGGAUGACAGAUACAAGCGUGAAUAUGGACAGGUUAUUGAGAGGAUAGGCCAGAGCGUCGUGGCGGACCAGCUCAAAGGCCUUCGGACCUACCUGAUCUCAGGCAGGAAGGUUGAGCCUAACUCUCACUGUAACUGCUCCCAAAAGGGGUUGUCGGAACUGGCAGAUCCUCGGUGUCCCAUGCCCAGAGUGCCUACACCUGAUGGCGCACCUUCUGCCUGCAGUCUGUCCCAAGACAGGGCCAAGCCCCCUUGCCUGUCCUGCAGCGUUGCCCUGACAGCCGGGGAGGAUCAAGUUUUGGAAGAAGGCACGGCAUAUAAUGGCUGCCACGAUGAGCAUAAAACGAACGACAGCAAGGACUCUUCAAAUCUGAAGUGCUCCCCUGUGGUGUCUUCUGGGCGCAGCCCCAACGCUGUGAAUGGCCUGCUCAGUCCUAAACUAGAGGCCUUGACUAACAGCCAGACAUCGCUGUGUGAGAUGCUACAGGAAAAGGAGAAGAAGACAUGGAGCGGAGGAGCCAUGGGGAUGGACCACUCGGCGCUAAUCCCUCUGCGAUCCAAAAACUUCAGGGAGAGGAGUGAUGCUCAUUUUGUGGAUGUUAUCAAGGAAGACAGUCUUAUGAAGGACUAUUUCUACAAACCUCCGUUACACAAGCUCAGCCUGACUUUCCUGGAGAGAAGCCUGGAAUCUGCUUACCGGAUAAGCUACCAGGAGGAGGUGGAGAACCAAACAGCAAUGCAGACUUUUGCCAGCCCGACAUUCAGUUCUUUCCUGGACAUGCUGUUUAUGGCUUUCUAUCUGGAUAGUGUGCUCAGCUGCACUCGGGUGCUGAUGAGAUCCCUCUCCGGCUGGGCAGUCCGGCACAUUAUUGGAGCUGUCCUGGUGUCUCUGCCUUCUGUGGCAGUCUUCUCUCACCUCACCUGUGACAUGCAUUUCUCCAUUCAGUUUACCAUGUUCCUCUGCUGUGCAGUAGUUAUAGCCAUCGUUCAGUAUUGUAACUUCUGUCAGCUCAGCUACUGGAUGCGCUCAACAAUAGCAACACUAUUGGGAUUGGCAAUUCUUGCCUUGCUUUUUAGCUCCCCCUGCAGGUCUGAUGGUCAGAACAACAGUGGCAACAGCUCAUUUCUGCUGAGCAACUCGACAGCUCCUGAUCCACGACCCCACCCAAAAGACUUUCUUGGUCCCGAGGUCUGUGUGGCCUUUUUCCUGCUCCUUCUCCUCGUCUGGUUUCUUAACCGGGAGUUUGAGGUCAGUUAUCGUUUGCAUUAUCAUGGAAAUGUGGAAGCUGAUCAACACCGCAUCAAGAUUCAAAACAUGAGGGACCAGGCUGACUGGCUGCUUCGCAAUAUAAUUCCAAUCCACGUGGCAGAGCAGCUUAAGGUCACCCAGAGUUACUCCAAGAACCACGACAAUGUGGGCGUGAUAUUUGCCAGUAUUGUGAACUUCAGUGAGUUUUAUGAAGAAAGUUAUGAGGGCGGUAAAGAGUGUUAUCGUGUUCUCAAUGAGCUGAUCGGGGACUUUGAUGAGCUCCUACGGAAGCCAGCCUUUGCAAAUAUUGAAAAGAUCAAGACGAUUGGUGCCACCUAUAUGGCUGCAGCUGGACUUAAUUCCCAGCAGUGUGCGGAUGCCGCCCAUCCUCACGCUCAUCUCCGAGCUCUUUUUGAAUUUGCUCUGGAGAUGAUGCGAGUGGUGGAUGACUUCAAUAAGAACAUGCUGGGCUUUGGCUUCAAGCUUCGCAUUGGAUUUAAUCAUGGACCUCUAACGGCAGGGGUAAUCGGUACCACUAAGCUUCUCUACGAUAUCUGGGGUGACACUGUCAACAUUGCCAGUCGUAUGGAUACAACGGGCGUGGAAUGUCGUGUCCAGGUUAGUGAGGAGAGCUAUUGUGUGCUCAGUGGCAUGGAUUAUGAAUUUGAUUAUCGCGGUACAGUCAAUGUCAAAGGCAAAGGUCAAAUGAAGACGUUUCUUUACCCUAAAAGCAGUGACAGUGGUCCUGUGCCUCAGUACCAGCUCUCAGUCUCUCCAGAAAUCAGAGCCCAGGUGGAUGGCAGCAUAGGGCGCUCGCCUACUGAUGAAAUAGCCAGUAUGGUGCCCACAACCAGCAUGACGGCAAAAAGUACCAAUGCUAUGGUACCAAGUGCCAGCACUGGCUCCUCAAACACAAAAGGGCUUGGCCAAACGAGAGAGGCUGAAGUCCAUCAAAGACGUCCUUCCGCUGAGACCUCCUGUGCCAGGCGGUCUUUGUCUCACAGUGGCCUGGCAUCGGCACCCAUAAGCAGUCCGGAAGGACCCUCUUCCAAAAACAAAGAGAUCCCGGUGUCCUCCUUGAUCAAGCAAGAUACUCCAAAAAACUCAGCAAGGUCCCUGAAAGUCACAAAGAUGGACACACAUAACUGA